UCCACUUCGCCCGGGUGCCUCUGCCCCAGCGGACCAGCCUCACCGCCUGCGAACCCCGCCGCCCCUGCCACUUCUCCGCCGGGCCCGACCCGAGACGCCGUUCCCUGCGUGCUGGGAGGGACUGCCUGGCCGGCACCCGGGAGAAGGAAGAGGAGAAGGAAAGGAACCCGGUCCCCGCGCCAGGUCCUUCAGCCAGAGCUUUUUCCAUGUGGAGGCUCUUUCAAUGGACGUGUCCCCGCGUGCUUCUUAGACAGUCUGCGGUCUCCUAAAGUUAAAGAAGUCCCUUCUAGAGGGUGGCCCGUGGACUUCACCCGUUAGCUGCCAACCUGUCGACCAUGGUGGCCGGGACCCGCUGUCUUCUAGCGUUGCUGCUUCCCCAGGUCCUCCUGGGCGGCGCGGCCGGCCUCAUUCCCGAGCUGGGCCGGAGGAAGUUCGCGGCGUCUGCUGGCCGCUCCUCAUCCCAGCCUUCGGACGACGUCCUGAGCGAGUUCGAGUUGCGGCUGCUCAGCAUGUUCGGCCUGAAGCAGAGACCCACCCCCAGCAGGGACGCCGUGGUGCCCCCCUACAUGCUGGACUUGUACCGCCUGCACUCGGGCCAGCCCGGGGCGCCCGCCCCGGACCACCGGCUGGAGAGGGCAGCCAGCCUCGCCAACACCGUGCGCAGCUUCCACCACGAAGAAUCUUUGGAAGAACUGCCGGAAAUGAGUGGGAAAACAACCCGGCGAUUCUUCUUUAAUUUAACUUCUAUCCCCACUGAGGAGUUUAUCACCUCAGCAGAACUUCAGGUCUUUCGGAAACAUAUGCCCGAAGCUUUGGAAAACAAUAGCAGUUUCCAUCACCGAAUUAAUAUUUAUGAAAUUAUAAAACCUGCCACAGCUAACUCCAAGUUCCCUGUGACCAGACUUUUGGACACCAGGUUGGUGACUCAGAAUGCCAGUAGGUGGGAGAGCUUCGAUGUCACCCCCGCCGUGAUGAGGUGGACCGCCCAGGGGCUCACCAACCACGGGUUCGUGGUGGAGGUAGCCCACCCAGAGGACAGCUAUGGGGCCUCCAAGAGGCAUGUGCGGAUUAGCAGGUCUUUGCACCAGGAUGAGCACAGCUGGUCACAGAUAAGGCCCUUGCUUGUCACUUUUGGCCACGAUGGGAAAGGACACCCUCUCCACAGAAGAGAAAAGCGGCAAGCAAAACAUAAACAGCGGAAACGCCUCAAGUCCAGCUGUAAGAGACACCCUUUAUAUGUGGACUUCAGUGAUGUGGGGUGGAAUGACUGGAUCGUUGCCCCGCCGGGGUAUCAUGCCUUUUACUGCCACGGGGAGUGCCCUUUUCCCCUGGCCGAUCACCUGAACUCCACGAAUCAUGCCAUUGUCCAAACUCUGGUCAACUCCGUUAACUCUAAGAUUCCCAAGGCCUGCUGUGUCCCAACAGAGCUCAGCGCCAUCUCCAUGCUCUACCUUGAUGAGAACGAGAAGGUGGUGUUAAAGAACUACCAGGACAUGGUUGUCGAGGGUUGUGGGUGUCGUUAGCACAGCAAAAUAAAAUAAAUAUAUAUAUAUAUAUAUAUAUAUAUUUUAGAAAAACAGCAAAAAAAAAAAAAUCAAGUUGACACUUUAAUAUUUCCCAAUGAAGACUUUAUUUAUGGAAUGGAAUGGAGGAAAAAAAAAAAAAAACAGCUAUUUUGAAAAUAUAUUUAUAUCUACGAAAAGAAGUUGGGAAAACAAAUAUUUUAAUCAGAGAAUUAUUCCUUAAAGAUUUUAAAAUGUAUUUAGUUGUACAUUUUAUAUGGGUUCAGCCCCCAGCACAUGAAGUAUAAUGGUCAGAUUUAUUUUGUAUUUAUUUACUAUUAUAACCACUUUUUAGGAAAAAUAGCUAAUUUGUAUUUAUAUGUAAUCAAAGGAAGUAUUGGGUUUGUACAUAAUUUUCCAAAAAUUGUAGUUGUUUUCAGUUGUGUGUAUUUAAGAUGAAAAGUCUACAUGGAAGGUUACUCUGGCAAAGUGCUUAGCACAUUUGCUUUUUUUUUUGCAGUGCUACUGUUAAGGUCACAAGUUCAAGUCCAGGAAAAAAAAAAAAGUGGAUAAUCCACUCUGCUGACUUUCAAGAUUAUUAUAUUAUUCAGUUCUCAGGAAUGUUGCAGAGUGGUUGUCCAGUCCGUGAGAAUUUACAUCCUUAUUAGGUGGAAUAUUUGGAUAAGAACCAGACAUUACUGAUCUAAUAUAGAAACCCUUCCCCUAACCCUUAAUUUGCAGAAAGAGUAAAGCAAGACCAAUAGAAAUAAUUAGGAAAACGAUGAACCUGCAGGAAAGUGAAUGAUGGUUUGUUGUUCUUUCCUAAACUAGUGACCCCUUCAAAGGAGCUGGACUGGCCAAAGUAUUAAAUAAAAUAUAAGAUUUCUUCAUUAUUGA
This is a messenger RNA of Dama dama (fallow deer), 2399 nucleotides long. It is a transcript of the gene BMP2, whose product is annotated as bone morphogenetic protein 2. The transcript has 4 exons. Gene Ontology annotation, cellular component: extracellular region. NCBI's taxonomy places the organism in Eukaryota, Metazoa, Chordata, Mammalia, Artiodactyla, Cervidae. Gene Ontology annotation, molecular function: cytokine activity; growth factor activity; BMP receptor binding. The record is from RefSeq and is a predicted model, not a curated record. The coding region runs from base 336 to 1523 and encodes 395 amino acids. Gene Ontology annotation, biological process: BMP signaling pathway; negative regulation of transcription by RNA polymerase II; SMAD protein signal transduction.